Messenger RNA from Didymodactylos carnosus, 1725 nucleotides. The record is from the annotation of a GenBank genome assembly. NCBI's taxonomy places the organism in Eukaryota, Metazoa, Rotifera, Eurotatoria, Philodinida, Philodinidae.
AUGUACUCUAUCAAUCGAGGCGUCAAAAAGCAAACUGACUGGCAACGAUCGACGUGUGAUCCGAAAUGGGAAGCGUCGUUAGAGUUUCCAUUAAAUGGUUUACCAGUACGCAAUGCAGAUGUUUUACAAGUACACUUAUAUGACUUUGAAACGAUAGGAGCUGAUAAAUUAAUUGGACAAGCAUCAGUACCAUUAAUUGAAGUUAUUCGAAAUGGCACAGUAAAACGACGCCUAAUUCAACUAUCGAAUCCACAAGGUGUUUUACUUGAAGGGACAAAAUUAUAUAUAUCACUGGAUUAUGCACCGCCGCCAACAACUGAUGUACCAGUAGUACAACAACGAUCAGAUGAGCCAAGUAAUCGUGAACUACCUGCAAAUCGCAUGGAACCAGGUUUGACUGACUUCGCUGGUGAUGUUCAGAAUGAUAAUCCACCUAUUGACAAAGAAACUGUACGAAUGAAUAAAUUUCGAUCAAAUAAAAGUCGAGAUUUUCAACUUAGAGUAAAAGUUUUUCAAGCACGUCAAUUAGAUGGAAGUAAUUUAUAUCCUGUUUGUCGUGUACGUGCUGUUGGACAUACUAGGCAGACAAAAAUUUGUAAAGGAACAAAUGAACCACAAUUUAAUGAAGUUUUCUUUUUCAAUUUUAAUAUGACUGAAGCGGAGAUGUAUGACGAAAUUAUUGAAUUUGAGGUAAGAAAUAGAACGAUAAGCUCUUUGUAUGUUUCUUGUUAGUACAGAUGCAAAAUUGACCAAGAGAUAAAGCAUGUUCUUCUAUAUAUUUUCUGAAAAACUCCGUUUUUUAUCAAUUUAUAAUCCUGUUGGAAUUUUAUCCGAUUGAGCUAGAAGUUUUAACAUAGAUACCUGAAACAAUAUCUCAGAAUCAGAAGUCACUUUCCGUUUUAGACUCUUACUUUCUGAGUUAUUGGAUAUUCAAAAUAAGAAGUAUAAGAUCAUUUUUCUUUUAUCUCUACAAUGAUCUGAACGAAAAACAAUUGGUUUUCUGAGAAAUCAUUGUAGAUAUCUGUUACUGGUAAAAUUUGAAUUCAGGCAAAUUUAGAAUGUUACUAGGCAAAAAUAGAAUAUUAAGUUUGCUCAAAAAUCGAAAUGUCUACACAGGUUGAUUCUAAGUUUGCCUAGGUAAAAUUUGAGAGUCGACUAGACCAGCUUAAAAUUAUCCAAUAAACCAUGAAUGUGGUGAUUAACCGAUGUUUAAGCGCCUCUGUCGUUUGAACGACCACUCACACAACCAUAAACAUACAUUCUGACACAAUUUUAAACUGUUUCGAACUCAGUCGCUUUCUUCAACUCUGGUUGCAAUUGUUCGAGAUGAUCAGUUUAAAUGUCGGUUCACGAGAUUUAUUGAUAUUUAUUAAUCCCCCCUCCCACCCGAACUGGAAGGAUCUUCUGUUGUGUCCCAGCGGACCAAGCUAUUUAGGAUGGCCUUCUGUUAGGACUGGCUUUGUAAACCGACCUUCUAAGGCAAAUUUUCUAAAUUCCCUGCGGUGAAAAUUCUAAGUACCAAGAUUAAAAACAUGCAUAAUUUCACAGUUUCUAGAAGUCAAAUGCUGAAAAGUUUUCGAAAAAAGUAGGCCGAUCGUAUUAGGAGGCCAUGGUCUCCUAAUAUGGAUUUUAUAAAAUUGUCUCAGAGGUGGUAAUCUAUUCUGGGGGGGGGGGGGGGUUUUUAAAACAUUUCACAAUUUACAAAAAAUUAAAAUAUACGACCAA